GAGGCGGGGCGGUGGCUACGCGCGUGCGCAGAAGGGAGCUGAGGGGCGGGGCCGCACGGUGGAAGAGGCUUGAGAGCUGCCGGGCAACAUGCAGGACCCCAAUGCGGACACCGAGUGGAAUGACAUCUUACGCAAAAAGGGCAUCCUGCCCUCAAAGGAAAGCCUGGAAGAGUUGGAAAAGCAGGCGGAAGAGGAGGAGGAGCGGGCGCUGCAGCAGUCAGUGGUGAAGACGUAUGAAGAUAUGACAUUGGAAGAACUGGAAGAUAAUGAAGACGAAUUCAAUGAAGAGGAUGAACGUGCCAUUGAAAUGUACAGGCAGCAAAGACUGGCCGAGUGGAGAGCAACUCAAGAAAAGAAUAAAUUUGGAGAAGUUUUGGAGAUUUCAGGAAAAGAUUAUGUCCAAGAAGUUACCAAAGCUGGUGAGGGCUUGUGGGUAAUCUUGCACCUUUACAAACAAGGGAUUCCCCUCUGUGCCCUGAUAAAUCAGCACUUCAGCGCACUUGCCAGGAAGUUUCCUGAUGUGAAGUUCAUCAAAGCCAUUUCAACGACCUGCAUACCCAAUUACCCUGAUAGGAAUCUGCCCACAGUAUUCGUGUACCUCGAAGGCGAGAUCAAGGCUCAGUUUGUUGGCCCACUGGUGUUCGGCGGCAUGAACUUGACUCGAGAUGAGUUGGAGUGGAAGCUGGCCAAGUCCGGGGCGAUCAAGACGGACCUGGAGGAGAACCCCAGGAAGCCGAUCGAAGACGUGCUGCUGUCCUCGGUGCGGUGCUCUGUCCCCGCCAGGAGGGACAGCGACUCCGAGGGUGACUGAGGCUGCAGCCACCAGCACUUGGCGAACUUCCUGGACGUGACAAACUGUCUGGAUGGUUUUUUUAAAAGCAGGAGUGAAUCCUUUUGGUUUUUAACCUUUUAUAAUUAUGUUUCAAAUCUCUUACAUUUCAGAAAUAAUCAUUGCUGGAAUUUUAAUAAAUUAUUGGAACUAUCUUUUUAAACUAAUGCCUACUGUUGGUAUGACAAGUGUCUGUUUUUCCUCACAUAUAUUUUCAGGAAGUCAUAAAGUUAUUCACUAUGUUUUAACAUACAACUAGAUAUAAAGGAAUGUGUGU
Molecule: messenger RNA, 1106 nt
Organism: Lepus europaeus (European hare)
Lineage: Eukaryota; Metazoa; Chordata; Mammalia; Lagomorpha; Leporidae
Gene: PDCL3
Product: phosducin like 3
Exons: 6
Coding region: 89-811 (240 amino acids)
Biological process (GO): protein folding; positive regulation of gene expression; angiogenesis
Cellular component (GO): cytoplasm
Source: RefSeq, a predicted model, not a curated record